AUGGAGGUUGUUACUGAGGCUUCAUACGUGAAUGUGCCUGUUAUCUCUUUCUGCAACACCGAAUCGCCAUUGAAGCUCAUCGACAUCGCUAUUCCUUGCAAUAAUAAGGGAGAGCAAUCUAUUGGACUUAUGUGGUGGCUGCUGGCUCGUGAAAUUCUGAUCCUUCGCGGAAAAAUUUCGCGUCAGACCGGAUUCGUUCUUGAUGAUAAAGAGAUCAUGCCUGACUUGUACUUCUAUCGCGAUCCUCAAGAGUCCGAGAAGCAAGAAGCCGCUGAAAUCAUGCCGGAAGUUAAGCCUGAUUAUGAAGUACCCAGUGAGGCUGUCGAUUUCACUGCUCAGCCAGAAAUCAAGGAUUGGGCUUCGGAAACUGCGACAUGGAACCCAGGAAGCAAACCAGGAGAGGCUGCUGGAGAAUGGGGAGCUGGCGCACCAACGAGUACUUGGUGA
This is a messenger RNA of Ostertagia ostertagi, 447 nucleotides long. The record is from the annotation of a GenBank genome assembly. Lineage: Eukaryota; Metazoa; Nematoda; Chromadorea; Rhabditida; Trichostrongylidae.